Molecule: messenger RNA, 3781 nt
Organism: Octopus bimaculoides (California two-spot octopus)
Lineage: Eukaryota; Metazoa; Mollusca; Cephalopoda; Octopoda; Octopodidae
Product: golgin subfamily A member 2
Biological process (GO): Golgi organization
Cellular component (GO): Golgi cisterna membrane; cis-Golgi network; Golgi cis cisterna
Source: RefSeq, a predicted model, not a curated record
AUACUAAAUCUUCAUCUACGCGUUCCAGUGUAAGUCCUUCCUCUAAUCCGUCCAUUGUAGGAGAGAAGACAUCAUCUGUCACGGAUCAAAAUCCCCAUUUACCAGACCUUCACAUCAAUGAAAGUUACCCUGAAAGAAUAUCAGAUAAAUCAAAGAAGCAAUUGCUCUCAGAAAUGUUGAAAAUGAGGCCAACUGCUUCCACAGAAUCUCUGCAUCAACUGUCACAACAUAUCAAUGACCUCCUUCAUGAAGAACGGAACCGAGAACUUGCUGCGCUACUUGAAAAACAUAUCCGGGCUAAUGAGCAGCUUAAUGUACAAGUUCAGCAGUUGAGGGACCAAUCACAACAACUGCAGAAUGAACUUCAUGAAGAGAAACAAUCUUUUGUUGAUAAGCAGCGGGAUGUAGGCUCUUUGAAGGAUCAACUACAGGUACAUAUUCAAACAAUAGGAAUUUUAGUGGCUGAGAAAACUGAACUCCAGUCAAAAAUUGACCAACUUAAGAAACAGUCUGACCAAAGGCUUGAUGAAAUUGAAGAAAUGGGAGGUCGUCUUCGGGUUUCCAGACAACGGAUUACAGAGUUGGAACGAAAUAUGUCAUCUAUUAAUUCCUCAAGUCAGCAAUAUGAAAAGAAUAGCAAGGAAUAUGCAAAAGAUAUCGACAAAUUAAAAUUAGAACUAUACAAAUCGAAUCAAACUGUGGAGGAAUUACAACAGCAGAUAUCUGAACUGAAUGGGAAACUCAGUUCAAAGGUGUCAGACUGUUUGGCUCAUGAACAAAAUGUAGAGGAUCUUCAAAAGAAAUUGGAAAUGGCUGAGUUGUACACUCAGCAGCUCAGUAGCCAGAGUGAUAAAGAGUCUCUUAAACUUAUUGAUUCAUUGCAACAAGAACGGGAGGAGUACAUUAAAAAAGUUGAAUAUUACCAAGAAGCAUUCCAAACUGUUACUAAUGAACGUAACCAACAAUCAGAGCAAUACCAGCAUUAUAUAGACCAAUUACAACAACAGACUCAGUCAUUAACUAACCAGGUGACUUCCUUAACUGAAGAAAGAGAAAAAUUAUAUUCGGAGCAGCAUGAGGCUGAAUCUAAAAUGCACAGUUUACGCAGACAAUUAGAGGAGGCUGAAAGUCAGAACCAGUGUGUUAGUAUAUCUUCCUCUGACCUCCAGUCAGAAAUCAAUAAAUUGAGAGCCGAUUAUGAAGAGCUUACCAAAAGGCAUGAAACCCAAAUCCGAGACAAUGCACAACUAAGUCGGUUUCUUGAGGAAAAGGAAAACAAAAUCAUGGAUUUGGAGACUACUGUUGGUGAUCUUAAAGAAGAAUCGAGUAAUAAAGCCCAACUGUUAGAAAAUAUUCAGAGUGAUAAGGCUGCCCUUAGUCGAGCCUUAACACAAAACAAAGACCUUAAACAACAGUUGGCAGAACUUCAGAAUGGAUUUGUGAAAAUGAGUAAUGACAGUAUGGAACUAAUGACCAAAUUACAAUCUGAAGAACACAGAGCUCAUGAAUUAGCUGAUCGAUUGGCACAACAAGAGGACGAACUGAAGGAUAUGAGAGAAUUGCUUGCUUCACGGGAUCUAAAACUGGAUGAGAUCCAAAAGUGUGCUGACAAUUUGCAGAGAGAGACUUAUCAGCAGGAGCAAAUCCAGGACCGACUGCGCCAUUAUGAAGCCCAAGCACAGUUAGUAGAAACACUGCAGAGAGAACUGUCUGCCUCCCAGGAUAUGAUGAAUGCUCUUACAACACAGAAUUCUGAGUUGAGGAAUAUGCUUGUAAAGUCACGUGAUAACAAAGAUAUUUAUGAUGAUUCAAAGGAUGAGAAGAGUGACACUAUUAUUGGGUCUUUACAAGCUACUAUUUGUCAACUGGAAGCUGAACGCAACCAGUUAAUUGAAAAUUUGAAUGAACAGCGAAAUCUGUCUGAUAAUUUGAGUGUGAAAGUUGCUGAUGUAGAAGAACAAUUAAAAAUGACCACCAAUCCCGAUGAGAACAUAGUGAGCCGAGUUGAGUUUGAUAAAUUAAAGAAAACUAUGGAAGCAAUCCAGGAGAAAUAUACUCGAGCAAUGAGAGAUAAAGCAGAUCUAUCUGACAAAGCUGACCAACUUGAACACUUGGUGCUGCAAUUACAAGGGGAAACAGAUACAAUAGGAGAGUAUAUUUCUCUCUACCAUCACCAAAGAGCCUUAUUACAGCAACGAGAAUUCCAGAAGAAUGAUUAUAUUUCUCGACUAUCCAAAGACAGAGAAGAAUUACAGGGUAAGCUAGCCAAACUACAAGGACUUGUGAUGCAAAUGUUGCACAAUAAAGGCAGUCUAUCAAAUGCAAGAAUAAAUGACACUUUACUGUCCAAGGAUUAUCAGAACAGUGAAGAUAGCAAUGUAAACCAUUCAAAUGAUAUUCAACCCCACCUACAUGGUGCUACAGUUAUGAACGGGCUUAGUAAAUAUCCAGAAGAUUGGCCAGACUACAGCAGCACUAAUUCAUCUGAAAGUGUAGUCGAGGCUAUUGUAGCAGGUGAAUCAAUGGAACAUAUAGCUGAUUUGCCAGAAGACCAGGUUUUUAAAUCACAGCUUGAGAAAAAUGCGGAUCUGUCACCAGUGCCUCUUCGUAAUACAUCUAAAUCUGAACAAUUACUUCAAAAAUGUAACAUAGAAGAAGAUAACCCCACUGCAAGAAAGAUAUUGGAUUUAUUUUCCGAAAUAGACAGCAACUUAUGUGAUGCUGUUCCAUAUGGUGGUCGCAAGUUCUUGCCCUGUAAAUACUGUAAGGGCAUUGUAAAAGAUGUAUAGUUUUAUGUUUCAAGUCACAAGACUACAUUAUGUUUAUUACUGUAUAUUAUAUAUACAAUAUGUAUUAUAAACAGGAGCCAUACAAGGAUGCCUAUUCUAUUGGCUGAAUGUUAUAGGGUGUUACUGGAUUUGUUAUUGAUUAAAAGACGGCUGUUAUAAGAUGAAUGACUAAGAAUAAAUUGCACACAUUAAUAUUGGAUCUCUUGCUAUUUAUUUAAAUUUUCCUUACUUUCAAAUUCUAGUUUUAUUAUAUUCAUUGUAAGGGUGGCAAGCUGGUAGAAUCAUUAGCAUUUUGGACUAAAUGCUUAGCAACAUUUCUUCUGGUUCUUUGCAUUCUGAGUUCAAAUCCUACUGAUGUCAACUUUGCCUUUCAUCUUUCAGAGGUUCAUAAAAUAAGUACCAGUCAAGUACUGGGGUUGAUGUAAUUAGUUAACCCCUGCCCUCUCAAACUGUGGCCUUGUGCCAACAUUUGACAGAAAAAUGUGGCAAGGUGGCAGAAUUGUCAACAAGCUGAACAAAAUGCAUAGUGGUAUUUCUUCCAGCUUUACAUUCUGAGUUCAAAUGCUGCAGAGGUCAAUAAGAAAGUACCAGUUGAGUACUGGAAUUGAUGUAGUUGAUUUAGCUUCUUCCCCUAAAGUUGCUGGCCUAGUGCCAAAAUUUGAAACCAUUAUAUAGAUUAUAAGGUCAUUGGGAAAUAUCUUACUGUGAUAUGGGUUAACAUUUAGUUUAGCCGAUUAUUGUUUUCAAAAAUAUAGUCUUGAGUGCAUGAAGAUGGAAAUUUUAGUAUUUUUGUUAUAGGAAUAGCAAGAGUUGAUAAUUGUUUUUAUUUUGUGUAGCAUGUUUCAAGGAUUGCAUCUCUGCAGUUAUUGGUUAGUGGCAACUUAGAGGUUUAGAACAAGUUAAAAGCAAAGAAAGAAGACAGAUUUAGUUUUAUCAUGAACAAUGUAUGAGUGACUGUAAACGUUUUUUUAAAUAAAAAAAAAAGCUCUGAA